UCGUCAAUUUACUAUCAACGGUUGAUUACGACAAACGGAUUUUUAGUUUUAAUUAUAUGUGAUAGUGAAAUGGGGGACAAAGUGAGGAAAAAGCCACCAUUUUUUACUUUGAAGAGAUGGAACAGUCAGAAACAAAACGAGGAACACAAUGGACGCACACCUACGCCACAGAUACAAAAUUCAACGCAAUUUUUCAAACCAAACCCCUCACAAACACGUACGCCCAGUACUCCCGCAAUGGAUGCAAAACCUAGAAAAAUAUCAGCAGGAGGGAUCAAGGAGUUAGUACAAUGUCCGCUUUGCUUAGAAGUGCUGCACAACCCAAAGAUGUUGCCGUGCCAGCAUACAUUUUGUCAGGCCUGUCUCACUGCGUAUGUAGAUGCGGAACCGGUAAUCGACUGUCCGAUAUGUUGCACGAAAAUCCAAGUGCAAGGAACAAAUUUCACUGCUGAUGUCACCACCUGCGAACAUUGCAAAUUGAAAUUCUGCAAACUAUGCUGGUCUCAACAUAUGGAGGAUAUGCGGGUUCAGAUAGGCUCCAUCUUGAAGCAACUUGAUUCUGCCGCUAAUAGACUUGAACAUAAGAUUGAAUAUUACAAGGAUCGUUGCGAGCGUAUCAUGGAACAAAUAAAUAUUGUAACUGAGGAAAAAAUUAAUGCAAUACUUGAAGCUAAAGAGAAUUUACUGCAAGUAGCUGGCGAGCUGACGAAGGCUGGAGACAUGUCCGCACUCGCACUGCAAUCCUCUUUGCAAGAAGCGAAGGAAGUCGCCACUAAGGCUAUGACUGCUAACGAGCCAGUUGACGACAAUGAUAAGGUGACAACAUUUAUAAACCUCCAUCAAAACGCACUGCAACUGCUGACGGAGGUAUCUAAAUGGGGCGUAAGUCGGUUUGUGUUCGACAAGGAGAACCUGUGUAUAGAGUGUGAUGCCGCGACGCCGCUCGACGCCGAGUCUGAUGACCCUCUGCCACAAGACGACAGGCACAACAACCCACUGGAAAGCGAAGACACUUUGAUACUUUAUUACAGGUGUCGCAACUUCACGCCGCACUCUGUGUGGCGGCGCAGCGCGCGGCCGUGCGGCGUGGGCGUGGCGCCGUGGAGCGAGCUGCUGUACGUGUGCGGCGCCGACAGCCGCAGCGUGCUGGUGGUGGAGCGCGCGCAGCCCCGCGCCGUCGCGCGCCUCGCCGCAGACGACAUGCUGUGUCCUGUGCACAUCGCCUUCCUCAAGAACUUGGGCGAGAUAUACGUCACAGAUAAAUGGAAGCACUGUAUCCACGUGUUCUCCAAGGAGGGCGAGCAUUUACGGUCGUUAGGCCUACCGGACAAUCGACCCAAUGGGGAAAUAUAUCUUUAUACCAAUCGGCCCAACAGGAAGUUCUCGCUUAAAUCACGCUUUUUUCAUAUUUCAAAUGUGAGUUUUCAAAUAUAUUAUUUCCAGAUUCUCCAACCUGACGGUAAAUUUGUCGAUCAGAUAGGUGUAGCUACAAAACAGCAAUCAUCUAAUACCGCUAGCGUUUGGGACACUAAGGAACGAGUGAUAAUACUUGACAGCGGUAACCGACGAGUUAAAAUAUACAAUAAACAGGAUAAAAGCAAAAUAUUGGAAUUCGGUUCUUUAGGACAAAGGAAAGGACAAUUCAGACAACCCGAAGUCCUAGCUGUUGACCCUUUAGGUUUCAUUCUGGUUGGAGAUUCUGGUAAUUGUAGAGUACAAGUAUUCAAACCCAACGGUCAAUUGGUCCGGGUUUUCGGCAGAUUGGGAACCGAAGCUGGUAAAUUUGGAUGGAUAUCAGGUAUCCAUGUUACUAAACAACUGGAUAUAAUCGUCAGUGAUACUAAAAAUCAUAGCGUAAAUUUCUUUUAAAUAAAACGACAAUGUAACGUUAUUUUUAUUAAAUAAAAUGUUAUUCGAAAACAAAACACA
Messenger RNA from Papilio polytes (common Mormon), 1929 nucleotides. RefSeq names its product RING finger protein nhl-1-like. Gene Ontology annotation, biological process: proteasome-mediated ubiquitin-dependent protein catabolic process; negative regulation of translation; protein polyubiquitination. NCBI's taxonomy places the organism in Eukaryota, Metazoa, Arthropoda, Insecta, Lepidoptera, Papilionidae. The coding region runs from base 70 to 1869 and encodes 599 amino acids. Gene Ontology annotation, molecular function: translation repressor activity; ubiquitin protein ligase activity; protein binding. The transcript has 12 exons. The record is from RefSeq and is a predicted model, not a curated record.